AUGGUGUCCUUUUUUGGCCUCAGAUUCGGCAGCGACAAAAAGAAGUCUCAGGGCAAGCAGUCCGACAAGAAGCAGGUGGUGCAGCAGCCGCAGCAAACCCAACGAUGGAACGGCAAUGGCAAUGACAGCUUCAAGUUCCCGAAGCCACAAGCGCCGGCCUCGCGACCAGGCACCUCCACCUCGAAUGCCCGAAACCUAGGCUGGCGUGCAACGUUCAAGGGCGUGCCAGCAGCGUCGUCCAUGGUCGAUCUAUCAGUGCCCCGGAAACCCAGCGAGAGUAGCCUGCGCCAUGGCAUUGACGGCGCUGGCUUCAAGCCCUGGAUGAAACCUAAUGCGAGCAUGACCAAUCUUGCCGUACCGGAUCCUUUUGGAGUAAACGGCGGCGGCCGGCCGGGGAUGCCAUCACGGCCCGCAGGCUCUAGACAGUCGGAAUGGGUGAAUCCUCUGGACGUUCACUUUAACAAAAAGCCUGGAAGCACCUCGAAAUCAUCCAAUCGUGCGGGAAGUAGCGGCGUCCAGGUGGCGGCUAGCAAGAGCCCCUUGAGUAAGCCUGAGUUGAAGGCUGAGCCAGAACCGGAGCCGGAGCCGAAGCCAGCCCAAAGAGUCUCGGGUGGCUUGGAUGGAUUCGACGAUUUUGGUGAGCCGGGGCCCGACGUCGGGAUUCGUGGGUCGGGAUAUGCUGGAUACCCAUCUCCUCCUCAGUCAGUCGAAACCGAGGAUCAGUGGCCCCCGAUGGCUUUUGCAGGCGGAGACACUGGAGCAGAGACCGAUUUAGAGGCAGAGGCAGAUAUGGAGGCGGAGGAAGAGGUAGAAGUGAGCACACACGAGUUGCAAAACCACUUCGCCGCUCCAGGAUUUGCCAACGGCCACGGCCCCGCGAUGCUGCCCAGCCCAUCAUCUUCUACAUCGCGCAAAAGCGAAGAUAAGCGAGCAUCGCCAGUCGUUAGGAACGUCCAAGCGAAGCGAGACACGCUGACGUUUCUAUCACCACGAAGGAGGAGUUUCACAAUGGCAAUUGAGGCAGACGACCUCGAGAAACACCGGCAGCAGCAGCGUCCCGUCGAGGGUCUGACGGGCAACUUUUCCAAUUUCGAUUUCGGCGACGGGGUGACAAAGCAGCCUGCUGUGGCUGUUGGGACGCUCGGCUUAGAACUAGUGGAGAGCCCGAUCCAAAUGAAGGGGCCACAUCCGUUUAGAGAAGUCGUGAGCACUGAAGAGGGAGACGCUGAAGAAGCCGUGGGCACUCAAGAUGCUGUAAGCGCAGAAGAUGUUGAAGAUGCUGCUAGCGAUGGCUUGACUGAGCCGAGUGAGACUGCCUCUUUGGUAUCGCCUGUGGCAUCACCCAUCGACUCACCCAUGGCAUCGCCCAUAGCAUCGCCCAUAGCAUCACCGAUAGCAUCUCCAAGGCAAUAUCAGGUAUAUCAUCGGGGGCGAGAAUCAGACGAACAAGGCAGCCCCCAGCGACUCAAAGUGGCGAUACCUGAUGAGGACUCGCAAUCCCCAUCGGCGCAUCAGCCGUUGCCGUCGCCCUCUGCUGUAUCGGCUGGCAUCGAAAGCCCUCGGCAAGUCCUCCGGAGACCAUCCCAGGCGAAUAUCGAAGCCCCAGUCGCACUGGCUUCAGUUUUGAAUUCAUUUACGCCAUCUACACCACAGGGCUUCAACUCGCGAAUGGCGUCUGAUUCUCGUGCUCGUGGUCCUCCACAACCCCUACAGCACGCUGCAUUGUCCAGCCUCAUAGCGCGCAUGGAGACACCUACACACAGCCCCCGAAGCCCAUAUGGACCUGCUGCAGAUGAGGACAACUAUGUGCGUACGUAUGAGGCACCUCGGCCACCCAUGGACCGCGUACCCCUGAGCCCCUUUGCUUCCAGAACGCCCAUGGAAGGAGAGUUUCCGGUCAUGAAGGGCCUUCCCCGAGGACGACAGCCCCCCCGCCCAAUCAUUCCCCCUGGCGAAUCCCCGGAGAGACAAUCUGAGGAGCGGAGCCCUCGACCAUUUUCCAAGUGGGGAGGGUUUGGCUUUGACCGAUCAGAAUCUCGAGGUGCCACGGUGCCGAUGCCACGGACACCCAAGGGUCAACGACCGAGUUCGCCGAGCUGGUCUCUUUCCACUCCCACGUCGGAUGUUGCGCCACGCAUCCCCAGCCCGACGUUCCCAUCGCUUGAGAAGGCCAUCUCAGCAACGAGUGAAGAUCUGGCCAAAUCGUUUGAGAUGUCCUAUGAUGCUCCCCAGCCGUCACCUCUUGCGAACGAAUUCACUAUCGAUGAUAUGCCUAGCCCCAGUAUAAAGCCGAGCCCCGUUAUACGUGUCGAGGCAAAGAAGGCCCCUCCACGACCCACGCCUUCGCCCAUCAACUUGCCGCCGUCACUUACCAGAGAUAAGGGCCCAUUAACGCCAAAUAGCCUGUAUUCUCCUUCGGGAUCGACAUUUAUCUGA
This is a messenger RNA of Trichoderma virens Gv29-8, 2436 nucleotides long. RefSeq lists its product as uncharacterized. The record is from RefSeq and is a predicted model, not a curated record. NCBI's taxonomy places the organism in Eukaryota, Fungi, Ascomycota, Sordariomycetes, Hypocreales, Hypocreaceae. The transcript has 2 exons. Bases 1 to 2436 code for a protein of 811 amino acids.